Molecule: messenger RNA, 2033 nt
Organism: Bursaphelenchus xylophilus (pine wood nematode)
Lineage: Eukaryota; Metazoa; Nematoda; Chromadorea; Rhabditida; Aphelenchoididae
Source: the annotation of a GenBank genome assembly
AUGAUAAGAGCGGUACACUCGAGACAGCCUGGCCCCUUCCCUAAGGUCAGUGUGACUUCUUUUUCUCCGAAAAGAAGAUAUUGUCACCACAAUAAGAAUUAUGUUAUGUGAUGAGUAAUCGCUUCAAGAAUGCCUUGAUAAUUGAUUGAUGGAACGAGAAUUGAUAGGAGUUCAGGAGAUUGGACAACGUCAUCCUUGCAAUUACAGUAAUACCUCCAGAAAACGAACGUCAUACGAAAAAACAAAGUUCAUAACACUUUCCAAUAACCAAAUACCUGGAAGUAAAAAGAAAAAGCAUGCCUAUUAUACACAUAUAUAGCGAGCUUCAGUACACUCCACAACCUAAAUAGAAUGCCACAUUCUUUUGAUGCGAAUUCAGGAGGUUCUUUCGGCCUUUUCCAUCGUUUAUGAGAACGAAUGCUCGGUUUUCGAGAGUCAGGAUACAAUCCGAGGACUGGUCUUGAUCAGGGGGAGAAGGGACUUGAACAUCUCCAAAGUGGACUUUCUUCUUCGAGGUUCUGUGCAGUUUAAACACCAGAAGUCGGUUCGUUUUAUUCGACUCGGGUUCAUUUUAUUUCAGGGGUCGAUUAUAUCAUCGCAUAAUCACGUGAACACGACCAUAACGCAGAAGAUCAACAGGUUUGUCAAGGCUGAUUUGGCCGACAAGAUAAAAUUUACUGUAGGUUGACAUUUUUAAUUGUUUUUAUUGUGUUUUUGUUUUAAUAUAUGUGUAUUUGUUUUGCUUAUAUUAACUUCUCUUAAGAUUCCCUUGCCGUCUGAUCUCUAUCCCUCGAUUGAUUCCAAAUCGAUUACAAUUAUUUAUUAUGUACAAGCCCGGCUGUACUUAAGUCAUGAGAAUGAAGAACUCGUCGGCUUUAUUGCCCGAGGUCUCACGAUCAUUACAAAAGUCGCUCUGGAUGCACUUCCCUCCAAUUACUUCGCUGCUGAAUCAUGGAAAUGGGAGAACAGUGUUGGAUUCUGCCCUUGUUCCAAUGGCCGCAUUUUAGUAAAAUUAAACUUUGAGAGAAAGGCCUUUCUUCCUGGAGAACAUAUUGUAAUCAAAGGUAGAUGGUGAUAAAAGGAAGAAACGGUGAUUUAGGGAGCAUAAAUAACGAGACCGGAAGACGCGUCGACUUUGCAAAAGUGAUACUCGAAAAGGUCAUUACAAUCACCAAGGAACAGAACAAAGUAGGACAAGAAUAAGACAGAAAAUAAGUAACUUUAAUGUACAAUUUACUGGUAUAAGAAAUUUAAACAUUGGACAAUUCUAGGAAGAGGAAAUAGUGUCCGAAGAAGUUGUUCUGACCCGAGAUGAAGCCGUGGCAAUGUUUGUCGAACCCCAUGUAACCUUGGCCAUUUCCAAGAACUUCUCUUUGCCAUCCAUGAGGCCAAGGUAAACAUUAAGUCGUCCUAUUUCUGCCACCUAAUUGAAUAGCCCCAGAGUAAUCGAAUUGACCGUCCAUUGUAAACAGCACACGUAUAUUUACUGGUUUCAGUACCCCAGAUGGGAUAAGUAUAAACCACUACAAGAUAUACAUAUCAUACCGAGUGAACUGCGUGAUCAGAUACAAUGGCCAAGAGUUCUCGGGGUCCAAUAUUCCUAUUAUUAUCGGCACCGAGCCCCAUAACGUCACCCAUAAUGUGCAGAGAGAGUGCAGCUCCACUAAGCUGAUAUACUACAAGGACAAAACUGAACGGAACGUUCCCGUGGGCGACGACUCUUCGCAGUGCUUUGUGUCCAGGAAGAAUCUCAAAUAUAUGAAUAUGUAUCCGUAUUUUGUGCAUCUGGAGACUUCUUCAAAACAAAGUCGACGGAUUCACAAAUUGGCAACAGCAAUUCGAGCCGAAAAUAAUUUCCUGGCAAAACUUAAGGCGGCUAAUCCUCGAGGUAUGAUCUGAAAACUAUAAAAAAAGUGGUAAUUAAACCCUCAUUUCCUCGCACAUCCCCAAUUAGUCAUCAUUUUUCAGGUUCGGAGACCCCUUCAAUGAUUUCGCCUUCCAGUUCAUCAACUCCAACUCCAGGUCCAAACUAA